Molecule: messenger RNA, 714 nt
Organism: Leptosomus discolor (cuckoo roller)
Lineage: Eukaryota; Metazoa; Chordata; Aves; Leptosomiformes; Leptosomidae
Source: RefSeq, a predicted model, not a curated record
UGCGCCGGCGGGGAGCCGAGCCUUUCCUACCGAGAGCUCAAAGACUUGAAGAAGACCAACGUCCUCCACAUAGACGUGCGGGAGAGGUGGGAGAUCGAUAGAUUUGGAAAGAUCCCGGCGUCCAUCAACAUACCGUUGGGUGAAUUAGUGGAAGCUCUACAAAUGGACCCAAUGGAGUUCAAGGAGCAGUACAAUCAGAAGAUGCCAUCCAAGUCGGACCCUGUGGUUUUCUCUUGUUUGGCAGGAACGAGAAGUAAACAAGCACUUGGUUUUGCCAUGUCCUUGGGUUUCAGCAGAGUUCAGCAAUAUGCUGGUGGCUUUGAGGACUGGGUAAAACAUGAACCUCCAGAGAAAAAAUGAAGGUGACUACCCCAACCCUUGCCCCAUCAGGCUUCAGGAUGGUUUGUAGGUUUUAGCAUUCAAACUACAUGCAUUCCACUUCCAGAACACAGCCCACUCCUGUUUUCUUUUGUAAAUGGACGUUGACCUUCAAAUAGCCAUGCGAAUUAACUGCUUGGUUUAAAUUAUAUCUAAAGACUAUGGCAUGAACAGAGGAUGUUAAGUUUGUUCAGCUUCUACUUUGGGCUAUGAUUUUUGGUGAAAUUAUAUGGAAAGAACCUAAGUGGUUAUUAUGUUUACAAAGAUUUUUGUAUGAUGAGUUUAUGACUGUUUAAACUAAUGAUGAUAGGACAAAUAAAAUUAUCCUUUCCCAAA